AUGGAAAAGAAACUUACUAUAAUGACAAAAGGUGCAGAUUUUAAGAAUUUAACAAAAAAUACCAAGGCUACUUCUGCAGAAGCAAAGGUAGUGGGUUUAUCAAAUGGGAAUGCGAAGAGUAACGCCUCCUCAUCACGUUCUAGUCCAAUUAUUGGUUCGAAACGUUUGAGUGAUUCUCCGGUGCCAUUAAAUGAUGAUCCAACAGUUAAUACUUCAGUAACAGUCACCAAAGAGGAUUCUAAAAAAGCUACAAAAACUUCAAGUACUACGAAAUCCAUAGUGACAAAAUCACCACAGAACACACUUUCAUCAAGAAGAACAUCACGGGUUAUGUCUGUAAUUCCUGAUGCAUCAAAAACAUCGUCUACAUCGCCCUUCAAGUCGCGCACUUUACCAUUACCUACACAAAACGGAUUGAAAGUUAACUCAUCAAUUCCAGAACCUUUUACUUCAGAUCCAAUCUCAAUGAUUUUUGAAGAUAAAACAAAAAGGAUAUCUUCAUCAAAUACAUCUUUAGAGGUGGAUGGAGUUUCUCCAACUAAUCGUUUUGCGUCAACAAACGUUCAUGGUAGAUCUUCACCUGCCUUAAAGUCAGUUAAUGUCAAAAAUACAAUUGCCACAUUAGAAAAAAAAGUGACACGAAAUGAUAGCUUGUCAGCAACAAGUAGCGAGAUUUCGCCAACUACAACAAAUUUUACAGUCACCACUGAUACAAAUUUAGAAGAUAUGGACAUGGAACAAUUAGAACAAUUAUUCCUUAAUGGAACACGAUCCCCAUCGAUCGUAUCAAAUUAUUCAUCAAAUGCUCCCUGGAAGUCGGAUAUUCCUCUCGAUAUUCCUCUCGAGUUAUCUGAUGUAUCAUGGAAAAGUGAUGAUAAUACUUAUGGUAAUACUCAGCUGACUUCAGCAGUAACGGACUAUCAUUUUACUGAUCCAGAUGAACAGUUACGAACGGGUUUGUCUAUGAUACAGGAAGCUUAUAAUCGCAAAUCUUUAUCAGCUUCCGUUAGUUUAUGGGAUGGAGAAAAAGUAAAGCAAAAUAAAAAUAAAAAUGAAAUCGCUCAACUUAAUAAAAAAAUUCGUGAAUUGAGUGAGGCACUUAUCAAGGAAGAGGGAGAAAAGAAUACGUUGUUAGUUUCAAAGAAUACAAUAACAGAUCGAUAUAAUAAAUUAUGGAAUGAGCAUCGAAAUUGUACAAAUAAAUCAACUGGUGUGGGAACUAGUAAUAGUAUAAUUACAGUUAUUAAUAGUGGUAAACAAGAAAUACGAAAUUAUCUAAAAACUCUUGAACAUGAAGAGAGACAAGCAUUGUAUGUUGCAUUUAAAUUUCUUGAAUGCUGUCAUCCCCAUGAUAUUCACACUCAACAAGCAAUAUUAGAACAUUAUGCAAAGAAAACUUUCGACGUAGUUGGAUCCCUUCCAAAUGAACUAGCUACUAAAAUUCUUUCGAUAUUAUCAGCAGAAAAUCUUUGUUGUGCUAGAGAAGUAUCAAGACGUUGGCGAGAAAUGAUUAAUGAACCUGAUCUUUGGAAAGCAAAAUGUUUAUCAGCUACUCAAGAUGAUCCCGUUCCUCUUGCAUAUCCUUCUGAUCCUAAACAAUGGGAAGAGAUUUAUCGCGGUCUUCAUUAUCGUGAACACAAUUGGGUUCUCGGUAAUGUGCAAUCUGUUAAGUUCCUUAAAGGACAUACCGCAAAUGUUACAGCAUUGAAAUUGAAAAAGACCACUUUAGUUACUGGAAGUUAUGAUGAGACUGUACGAAUUUGGGAUGUAAGGAAUGGUAGAUGUAUGAAAGUUUUACAGGGUAAAGCUAUAAGUUGUGUUGAUUUCAUACUAGAGACGAGGAUGGUUGCUGCUGGAUUUAAUGAGCAAGGGGCACAUGUUUGGCACAUGGAUUCAGGUGAAGUAUUGCUGACACUUACAGCACAUAAUCGCGGCAUCAAGGAAUUGUCAAUGAAUAAAAAAUAUAUAGUAACGGCGGGCCAUGAUAUGUCAGUCAUUGUGUGGGAUUUGAAAGAAGGGGCGAAACUGCAUACCUUCAGGGGAUUUGGUAAUAUGCUUCUUGGAAUUCAGCUUUUGGGAGACAAUAAUCUGAUAGCUAUAAAUAGUGAUGGCUGGAUUCGUACGUAUGCACUUGAAGAAAAACUCCAAAUCCACCAAUACAAAAUCCCAGAUAAUUCUCACAUUCAAUGGUUUUCUGCAUUGGGAAUGGAUGUAACAUGUUCAACAACCCGUACAAUAUAUCAACUUCGAUGGCAAAACAAAUACAUUAAAACGGGAAGAAAAACAAAAGGUAUAGACGAAAUUAUAAUUGAACCGGAUUUAUCUAUGGAUCCAGUGAUAAAACGGAAAGUAACAUCUGAAGCAGAAAUAUUUUGCGGAACAACUGAUAAUACUAAAGAUAGAAUUAUUUUUAGCACAAGAUUUAAUAGCAGAAUGCAUAACAAUAAAAGUAUAUAUGUUUACUCACAAGAAAAAGGGAUUAAUAGAUUUGGAGGGUUAUGGGAAAAUAUGACUGAUCAAAUGACCACAAACAACAUGGGACCUUUAUGUAUGGAUGUGGAUCAUGAAAAAAUCGUUAUUGGAUCAAUUGGGGGAGUUGUUUAUCUUUUGGGAUUCGUUGGAGAUAGAGAAUGA
This is a messenger RNA of Cetraspora pellucida, 2634 nucleotides long. NCBI's taxonomy places the organism in Eukaryota, Fungi, Glomeromycota, Glomeromycetes, Diversisporales, Gigasporaceae. The record is from the annotation of a GenBank genome assembly.